UGCUGCUACUUCCCCGGUGACACGACACAGCCGGUUUUUAAGCUUGCUAUCCGACUCUUUUGGGGUUGGUUGUCAUUCAUAUGUUUGAACACAUCACCACUGGCAUCAGUUAAUGAUUUUCAGACUACUACGUAGGCUCGCUGAGAAAGUUCCAAAUACAGUGCAUCGAGUCGUUUCAUCCAUGAAGCCUCAAGUUGUAUUUGUGUUGGGCGGGCCUGGCGCGGGGAAAGGGACACAAUGCGCUAAAAUCGUGGAGAAUUACAGCUACACCCAUCUAUCUGCAGGAGACCUGCUCAGGGAGGAACGCAGCCGAACUGGUUCAGAGUUUGGUCAGCUUAUCGACAACUACAUCAAAGAGGGAAAAAUUGUGCCUGUUGAGAUCACCAUCAACUUGCUUAAAAAGGCCAUGGAAUCCACCAUGCAGGCAGAUGAACAGAAGUUCAGGUUCUUAAUCGAUGGAUUUCCUCGUAACCAAGACAACCUGCAGGGCUGGAACACGGUCAUGGAUGGCAAAGCUGAUGUCAAAUUCGUCCUCUUCUUUGACUGUAGCAAUGAGGUGUGUAUUGACCGCUGUCUAGAGAGGGGAAAGAGCAGUGGCCGUAGCGAUGACAACAGAGAGAGCAUGGAGAAGAGGAUCCAGACGUACUUGCAGUCCACACGCCCCAUCAUUGACCUGUUUGAGAAGCAGGGGAAAGUGCGCACCAUUGAUGCCUCUCGCGGUGUGGAUGAGGUGUUUGGGGAUGUGAAGAGCGUCUUCAAAAAGGAGGGCUGACAAGUGUCUCGCAUGUAGGCUGCCAAGGACUGUGUCCCAUCACAAUGACUCAACAUGUUAUUUUUAUCAGUGUCAGCAAAUACUCUGUUUUGUUCACAUGUCCACAUUUUUGUUGACUUUUUACUCAUGUAAUUAUAAAUAUAUUUUUGGUAGGUUAGUCUAGAGAAGUAGAAAACUGGUUUGUGUGUGUGUGUAUGUGAAUGUGAAUGUGUGAGAGGGUGCAUGUAUGUGAAUGGAAGGCACUCUAAAUCUAGGCAUAAGAUCCAUUCUGAGAAAGGCUGCAGAGCAGUGUUUUGAGUGAUACAAUAAGUUGUUCCUAUGCUUGUUCAUGAUACAUUUACAAUUACAUAGUGUCUGUGGAGGGCAGGAUACAACCCCUCCAUGUCAAAUUGGGAAGCUGUAUAGUGAUGAAUGUGCAUUUCAGGGAUGUCUCCUCGCCAGGCCUUGUGCAGUGUCUUACGAGUAAAAAUGGCCACAGUUUGAUUCCAACCAUGGAGCUUCCUUAAUUUACUGACUUUGACUCCAGGUUUACACUAAACCAACUGUUUUUGUGAAGGGUCCAGCUCUUCUUCUUUACAGCGAACACUACCCUUGAAGUAAAUUACUGAUUCAUGGAUAAUGUAGCUCUCAUUAACCCUCAUUGAUUUAUUGCCACUUUGACAUAAUUGACUGAAAUACAUUUCACAUUUCCGUUCCUUCGACUAUGGUGGCCUAUAGUUAGUCAGACCAGACGUUUUUUUUUAUUUUUUAUUAUUCACCCAGUGAUUCCAAUUGCCAAGUAAAUUUGGUUAAUCUGAAAGUCUUGUGGAAACCUGGAGAAAAGGGACUUAGGCUGCUUGUGAAAGGCUGUACCCAGUUCAAUACUUAAAACCUUAUCAUGAUGAUUUGGACUAAAAGUAGCAUUUUUCCUCUAACAGUAAACUGGUAUUCAGUUCAAAUACAUUUCUUUAUACUUAAUCACUGCUACUUUCAUGUUAUAAAGAUCAGGAGUCCUGUGUUAGACUGAGUAUGUUUCUGAGAACAAAAUGUUUAAUAUCUGUCAAUGUAAGAAAAUAAAACACCUGCUUAUUCGUAGGCUUAUUCUGACAAGAGUACAUCUCUCAGAGGAGAUAUCUGAUUGUGAGAAGACCACAGGGUCAGAGAAACAGCUUGUUAAGGAGCAACUAUAAACACCGGAUUAAAGCUAGCAUCACUGCCGGCAUUUUGUUAGAUGAAGUUGCAAUAAUAGUUCUUUGUUUAGCAAGGGCCAGUAAUCAUGCUUUUUUCCCCUACCCUUCCAACAUCAGUUUGCUGUAUGCCAAGUCUUGAAAGUCAGUGACAGGUGCACAAAUGGCUUUUUCCAAAUGUAUUUGUUUGUGCUGUAACAACACCUGUUGUUGACAAUUAGUAAAGAAAAAGGACCAUU
Alosa sapidissima (American shad) is the source of this 2177-nucleotide messenger RNA. It is a transcript of the gene cmpk1, whose product is annotated as cytidylate kinase. The record is from RefSeq and is a predicted model, not a curated record. Lineage: Eukaryota; Metazoa; Chordata; Actinopteri; Clupeiformes; Clupeidae. The transcript has 6 exons. Gene Ontology annotation, cellular component: cytoplasm; nucleus. Gene Ontology annotation, biological process: 'de novo' pyrimidine nucleobase biosynthetic process; CDP biosynthetic process; UDP biosynthetic process. Bases 113 to 772 code for a protein of 219 amino acids. Gene Ontology annotation, molecular function: ATP binding; UMP kinase activity.